AAAUCCAUCUCUCCGUUUUUCCGUUCUCCUGAAUUUUCCGUCAUUCUCACACACACACACCUACUAAAAGCCCUAUAUUUACCCUCAAUUUCCACUUCUUAUAAAUCAUAAUAAUUCUUAGUAUUCAAAUUACCAACGAAAAAUCCUUAAAACUAUAAUUAGGGUUUUAAAUUUUCCCCCCUUCUAUUAAUUACUCCAAAAAUUUUAUUAAAUAAAUGGCAACUUCUUCUUCCUCCUCCUUUUCUUCUUCUUCUUCGACGAGCGGCGUGUAUAUUCAAGUAAUCGAAGACGUUAUCGGUAAGAUGCGAGAAGAGUUUAUUAGUAAUGGCGGUCCUGGUGAAGGUGUUCUUAAUGAACUUCAAGGAUUGUGGGAAUUGAAGAUGAUGCAAGCUGGAGCUAUACUGAAUUCAAAUGACAGAUCUGUGACUGCAAAUUUGACGGCCCCUGGGGCUCUGACGAAUACUGUCCGUGAUCUUAAUGUACCUUAUAAUGGGCCUGAAGAGUAUGAGACACCUACAGCUGAUUUACUUUUCCCUCCGACACCUUUACAGACACCAUUACAGACACCUUUGCCAGCUCCAACCCCAUUACCAGGAGCAGCCCCAACACCGUUACCAGGGACUGUGGAUACUUCAUACAAUAUACCUACCGGGGGCACUCCCAUUACCCCAAAUGAUUAUUCUCCUGCAGUUGAGAAUGGAACUUCAGACAGCCAGUCUGGGAGGCCUAGCCAAUACAUGCUACCACCUACUUCCUGGUUGAACGAGAGGCCUCAUGUUGAUGUAAAUCUUGCUUAUGAGGAAGGACGCGAGGAGACUGACAGAGGAGUAGCCCAUCCACCCAUGACUCAGGAUUUCCUUCAGUUGACUUCUGGAAAGCGAAAGCGAGAAGAUUUUCCUCCACCUCAUCGUCCAGGUGGAUUUAUUCCACAACAAGAUGGAGCUGGAGAUGCAACAGCUGAUCAUUAUAGGGUUGUUCAAGGGAGCAAUUCUCAACCUGGUAAUGUUAUUUCUCAAUUGGAUGGGCCUGCUGUUGAUCCUUAUGAUGGUCCACUUUCUACACCUAAUAUGUACCACUAUCAGGGAGUUAUAAAUGAAGACUACAAUGUUGCAAACACACCUGCUCCGCCUGAGUUACAAACACCUACUCCUGCCAUGGUCCAUCAAAGUGAUGUUUUAGGCGAUGAUGAAGAUGAGCCUUUGAAUGAAAAUGACGACGAUGAUGAUCUGGACAAUGUGGAUGAAGCCGAGGAACUAAAUUCACAACAUUUGGUUCUUGCCCAGUUUGAUAAGGUGACCCGUGCAAGGAACAGGUGGAAGUGUACUCUCAAGAAUGGCAUUAUGAAUAUAAAUAACACAGAUAUUUUGUUCAACAAGGCAUUAGGAGACUUUGAUUUUUGAUCGUCCACAAAAGCUGGUAACCCACCAACUGUGGCCAACGAGAGAACAUACCUCUAGUCAAUGAAGACAAAGUUAAUCUUUCUGGACCAAUCAUGUCAUAACCAAUUUUGUACUUUCAUGUAGUAAAACUUGCAAGCAUCGUCUUUAGAUUAGGUCAUCCAAAAAAAAAAAAAAACCCCAAAUUGAGGUCGUUUUAGCUCACCCAAUAAACAAAUCCCCAAUUGAGGUAACUAUUGAUGUUAUGAGGGGGACGUUAUAACCAGUUGUAUAUAAAGUGGGAGAGCUUGAUGUUAUUUUGUCCUAUAAUAGAACUAGAAUUUUUACCACGCAAGUUGCUGCGGGCAUAACUUUUUUCACAUAGUAUAUGAAUGAAAAAAUUUUAUCCUUGGAAUUA
Erigeron canadensis is the source of this 1794-nucleotide messenger RNA. RefSeq lists its product as uncharacterized. Bases 216 to 1400 code for a protein of 394 amino acids. The record is from RefSeq and is a predicted model, not a curated record. Lineage: Eukaryota; Viridiplantae; Streptophyta; Magnoliopsida; Asterales; Asteraceae. Gene Ontology annotation, biological process: transcription by RNA polymerase II; transcription initiation at RNA polymerase II promoter. Gene Ontology annotation, cellular component: transcription factor TFIIA complex. The transcript has 11 exons.